This is a messenger RNA of Nymphalis io (European peacock), 1745 nucleotides long. RefSeq lists its product as uncharacterized. NCBI's taxonomy places the organism in Eukaryota, Metazoa, Arthropoda, Insecta, Lepidoptera, Nymphalidae. The record is from RefSeq and is a predicted model, not a curated record. The coding region runs from base 1 to 1509 and encodes 502 amino acids. The transcript is spliced from 9 exons.
AUGCUCACCCUAUCUCGCAUUGGAUGUUUGGUGUAUAUAUUUAUUAUUGUAAUUGGUAUCUGUGAUGGAAUUAAAAGGGAUAAGUUUAAGAGAAAGGUUCAUGUUAUUAGUGAAGUUGCAAACAAUAAGUUUUCAUAUAAAAAUGUGACAGCAAAUAAUAAAGAAGAAAAAAGAGGAUUUCUGUCACCUGGUAAUAUCUUCUCACUGGGUAAAGUGCUCAAUUUCUUCCCCGUUGGUGGUGAGAAGGAAUGCCAGCCGUCUGGUUUUACUAUUGCGAGAGCAGGGAUCUGCCUCAACCCGUACGACUGUCGUCAGAGAGAUGGAAAGGCUUCUGGUGACUGCGCACAUGGGUUCGGCGUGUGCUGUGUUUUCGAGGUGACAUGCGGGGCAGUCGUGCAGAAUAAUCUGACAUAUUUCAUGUCACCAGGAUUCCCAGAACUCUGGACUGGGGAGAAGGAGUGUGCUAUCAACAUCGAAAAGACUCAUGAGGGCAUCAUGCAGUUGAGAAUAGACUUCGUUCAUUUCACUAUUGGUCAGCCUAAUAGAAUAACUGGGGAGUGUGACGAAGAUGCCAUGAUACUUGGGGAAGGUGCUACAAAUUUUACUUUAUGCGGACAAAAUCACGCCCAACAUAUAUAUUACACUCUAUCAAGCAGUAGUGAGACACGAGAAGCGGGGGAACUACCGAACACUAAGUCCACGCCCUUGGUGAUACGCAUGCGCGGUAGCGAUAUGCCACGUAUUUGGAUGUUACGUCUGGCACAAAUGCCGCUUGCGCAGUCAUCACCUCACAACUGUCUUCAAUACUAUGUAAAUGAUAAUGGUACUUUAAAAACGUUUAACUAUGCGUCAAAUGGGCGUCACCUCGCUAGUCAAGAAUAUAGAGCAUGCGUCCGAAGAAAUGUUGGCUUCUGUUCGAUCAGAUACACGCCAUGCGACAGUCGCUCCUUUAGGAUCGGACCUAGAGGCGAUACUCCCGUACAAGCUGCCACAGAACAGAUGGACCAAAUGAUGCCAAUCAACGACCAGCCUAUUCAAGAGGAAGAAGAAGAAGGAUCCGGUUCUGAUCCAGAGAUGAUUGAAACUUCAACUCCUCGACCAGGGAUCUUGACUAGGAUCUGGAGUUAUAUCUGGCCGUCUUGGGGGCAGAGAUCCUUAUGGGGCUGGUCUCCGUAUCUCCAACACUACAGCGAAGAGAAACUGAAGUACUACGGCUACGGGAAUUACAUAAGUGACGGCUUCGGGCGAUUAAAAUGUACGGAUAGGGUGACGAUACCGUGUGAAAAUGAAUAUUUUGUUUCGUCGCAGCACUGGGGAGCGGGUGUGUGCGACCCGCACCACUGCGGCGCCUCGCUGUGCCCGCGCGGAGACACGCAGGGCUGUCGCGUCGACACGUCCAUCACGCCCUACGCCGUCUCCGUGCACUUCGGUCCCCCCACCAUCAAGCCGAAUCCGGAGGACAACAUCGGCAUGUGCCUGCGGUACGCCCAGAUACCUUGCGAAUCGUGAUACCGUUUGCACAAUGCACUUAGCUUAGCUUAAAUCGCUUAGAUAUUGUAAAUAUAAAAUUGAUCUGAGGUUUUUUAGAAUACAUUAAAAAAACCUGAUAUGUAUUAAAUAAGGGGUACUUUUUUAACUAUAAAUUUAAAUCGAAGGGUUAAUCGAGACCGUUCACUGGACACCUGUCACUGGUCAUUCUGAUCAACGGCUAUAUAUACUAAACAUUGUCCUUAAUUUAUGUAUUA